This is a messenger RNA of Ictalurus punctatus (channel catfish), 1689 nucleotides long. It is a transcript of the gene nkx6-2, whose product is annotated as NK6 homeobox 2. The record is from RefSeq and is a predicted model, not a curated record. The coding region runs from base 340 to 1176 and encodes 278 amino acids. Gene Ontology annotation, biological process: cell differentiation; regulation of transcription by RNA polymerase II. NCBI's taxonomy places the organism in Eukaryota, Metazoa, Chordata, Actinopteri, Siluriformes, Ictaluridae. Gene Ontology annotation, cellular component: nucleus. Gene Ontology annotation, molecular function: RNA polymerase II cis-regulatory region sequence-specific DNA binding; DNA-binding transcription factor activity, RNA polymerase II-specific. The transcript has 3 exons.
UCCGGCUCCGCGAGCAUCAUAACACAGAGUCAAUUUACUGAUGUGAGUCGAGCUAAUGCGCGCCAUCGAACGCGGUGAUAUCUCCAACUUCCGACCGCGCAACGGAUUGCGGAUCGCGGCUCAGAUAACACUCACCGAACUAAAGACACUUGUGACCGGGGGCUCGCCCGAUACUCGGGCAGAUAUUUCUGUUGUUCCGCUUGUUUCAAACUUUUGUUUCUAGACUGAUCAGCAGCGCCUCGUCUUGGAGUUGCAUUGUGGGCAGUUGCAGGUGUCCCGUUGGCACUUCGUUUAGUGUUUUAAGAUUUUGUUUAGUUUUUACGUGGUUCAUGCACACAAAUGUUAGCGGUGGGGCAAAUGGAUGCUAACAGGCAGAGUGCUUUCGUGUUGAGUAGCACGCCACUGGCUGCGCUUCACAACAUGACCGAGAUGAAGAGCUCGCUGUUCCCCUACACGCUGCAGAAUCCCGCGGGCUUCAAGGCUCCUUCAUUCACCAACCUCAGCUCACAGCUGCCGCUGGGCACACCGCACGGAAUUAGCGAUAUACUGGGACGGCCCAUCACCACGGCGGGACAACUGCUCUCCAGCUUUCCGCGGAUAAACGGCUUGGCCACCACCGCCGGGAUGUACUUUAACCCCGCUGCCGUAUCGCGCUACCCGAAGCCGCUGGCGGAGCUCCCGGGCAGAGCGCCUAUCUUCUGGCCCGGAAUGGUGCAGAGUUCCCCGUGGAGGGAGCCGCGAAUGCCCUGUCAGGCACAAGCAAAUAUAAUGUUGGACAAAGACGGGAAGAAGAAACACUCCAGGCCAACUUUUUCAGGACAGCAGAUUUUUGCGCUGGAAAAAACCUUCGAACAGACCAAAUACCUGGCCGGGCCGGAAAGAGCACGCCUGGCCUACUCACUGGGAAUGACCGAGAGUCAGGUCAAGGUCUGGUUUCAGAACCGGAGAACCAAGUGGCGUAAGAAGCACGCAGCGGAAAUGGCCACCGCCAAAAAGAAACACGACUCGGAAACGGAGAAGAUGAAGGAAAGCUCGGACAACGAGGACGACGACGAGUACAACAAGCCGCUGGACCCCAACUCAGACGACGAAAAAAUUACGAGACUGCUGAAAAAGCACAAGUCUGCCAGCCUGUCGCUCAUGAGCCCGAGCAGCAGCAGCUCGGACACGUUGUGAUGCUGAGCACAGACUGUUUCUCCAAAAGCUGAGGAACGUUCACAAACUUAAAGCAGGGUACACAGGGGGGCUCAGAGCCUCCCACUGCUGCCGCAAGAGGAACUCAGAUGUAUAUAUUUUCUACCGAGUAAAUUAUGUUAUGAAGCCGCCCAAAAGGACAUGGCCAAUGUGCACUCAUCUCCUGUGGCAGAAACCUCAUUUCUCUUCCUGUCGCCGAAUAACCAAGUCUAUCACUACUUCUUCUCCGACUUGGAGAAGUCUUACUCCGAGUACAAGUCCACCGGCUGUAAAUGUUCAUGUAAAUAGGAUUUGUUCUAACAGUUUUAACCGUAUCCUCUCCGGCCGGCUCUUUUCAUUUAAAAAGGACUCUAAGUUUUAGGGCUACCUCUGUAAAAACAGAUCCAGAUGGACUGGAGGGUUAAAUGCUGAAUUAAGAGAAUAUUAUUGCUUCCGUGCUGAAGUAAGAAAACCUUUGUAUUAUCAAUAAAUUAUUUAACAAGCUUAUGUUUUAAA